AUGUCCUACACCGUCCGCAAGAUCGGCCAGGCCAACACCCUGGAGCACCGUGUUUACAUUGAGAAGGAUGGCCAGCCCGUCUCUCCCUUCCACGACAUUCCCCUCUAUGCCAACGAGCAGCAGACCAUCCUCAACAUGGUCGUUGAGAUCCCCCGCUGGACCAACGCCAAGCAGGAGAUCUCCAAGGAGGAGUUCCUCAACCCCAUCAAGCAGGAUGUGAAGAAGGGCAAGCUCCGCUACGUCCGCAACUGCUUCCCCCACAAGGGUUACCUCUGGAACUACGGUGCCUUCCCCCAGACCUGGGAAGACCCCAACACCGUCCACCCCGAGACCAAGGCCAAGGGUGACAACGACCCGCUCGACGUUUGCGAGAUCGGUGAGCUCGUCGGCUACCCCGGUCAGGUCAAGCAGGUUAAGGUCCUCGGUGUGAUGGCUCUUCUCGACGAGGAGGAGACCGACUGGAAGGUCAUCGUCAUCGACGUCAACGACCCCCUGGCCCCUAAGCUCAACGACGUUGAGGAUGUUGAGCGCCACCUUCCUGGCCUCCUCCGCGCCACCAACGAGUGGUUCCGUAUCUACAAGAUCCCCGACGGAAAGCCCGAGAACCAGUUCGCUUUCUCCGGCGAGUGCAAGAACAAGAAGUACGCUCUCGAUGUCAUCCGCGAGUGCGCUGACGCCUGGGAGAAGCUCAUCUCCGGCAAGUCUCCUCGUGGUGAGAUCAGCGUUGCUACCACCACCGUCGAGGGUGCCGAGCGUGCCGACGCUGCUCAGCUCGCUGCCAUCCCCAAGGGCGAGAACCUCCCCCCUGCCCCCAUUGACGGCAGCGUUGACAAGUGGUUCUUCAUCUCCGGUGCCGCUGUCUAA
Messenger RNA from Aspergillus eucalypticola CBS 122712, 864 nucleotides. It is a transcript of the gene ipp1, whose product is annotated as inorganic diphosphatase IPP1. Gene Ontology annotation, cellular component: nucleus; cytoplasm. Bases 1 to 864 code for a protein of 287 amino acids. The transcript has 5 exons. Gene Ontology annotation, molecular function: inorganic diphosphate phosphatase activity; magnesium ion binding. Lineage: Eukaryota; Fungi; Ascomycota; Eurotiomycetes; Eurotiales; Aspergillaceae. Gene Ontology annotation, biological process: phosphate-containing compound metabolic process. The record is from RefSeq and is a predicted model, not a curated record.